Cajanus cajan (pigeon pea) is the source of this 801-nucleotide messenger RNA. The record is from RefSeq and is a predicted model, not a curated record. Lineage: Eukaryota; Viridiplantae; Streptophyta; Magnoliopsida; Fabales; Fabaceae.
AUGGCAGCCAUACAUAGACAGAGAGAAGCCGAUGCCAGGGAGUUGGCCGAACUUCAUCGACAGAAUGUCGAGCUCCAGAAUUUGAACCAAACCUAUGUGUCGUCGACUCCCACGCUUGUGGAAGAAUUAGCUUAUCAUGCCCCAACCGAGCAGUUAGUUAGUGGCAAGGCCGACACCGCCUCUCACUCAUUAAGGCACCCAUUCUCCCGAAGGAUAAUGGAAGCCACCCUUUUGGACCACUGGAAGAGCAUGCCCAUCGAGAAGUAUGACGGGUCCACCGACCCUGAGGAGCACUUGAAUUUUUUUCUGACACAAGUCACCCUCUCGACUCAAGAUGACUCCGCCCUGUGCCGGAUAUUCCCCACGUCGUUGAAGGGAAGGGCUUUGAGCUGGUUCACGCGAUUGCCAAGCUUCUCCAUUGACUCGUUCAAUGAGUUGUCGUCCCAGUUCACCCUGCAGUUUGCGACGAGAAAAUCGUACAAGACGAUCUCACUAGCAUUGGCGGGGGUUCGACAGGAAAAGAAGGAAAGUUUGAGAAGCUUCAUGGACCGAUUCAACAAAAUUGCCAUGGAAAUCGGUGAUCUCAACCCAGCCGUAGUAAUGGAUCGGCUGAGCACUGCCCUGAGGCCGGGGCCAUUUGUGAAUAGCCUGUGUAAGAAACUGCCUGGAGAUAUGAACGAUCUCUGGCGUCGAGCAGAGAAGUACAUGCAAUGGAGGAGUUGGCGGAGACCAGAAAUCAGACUAGGGCCAAAGAGGGUUACAGCCGAAAAGAAUCCAGUCGAGAACCAGGGAAAAAGGUGA